This is a messenger RNA of Cladophialophora psammophila CBS 110553, 1035 nucleotides long. RefSeq lists its product as uncharacterized. The record is from RefSeq and is a predicted model, not a curated record. NCBI's taxonomy places the organism in Eukaryota, Fungi, Ascomycota, Eurotiomycetes, Chaetothyriales, Herpotrichiellaceae. Bases 1 to 1035 code for a protein of 344 amino acids. The transcript is spliced from 2 exons.
AUGAAGCAUAUCAAGUGUUCAGGAACGCCAUACGAGAUUGGCCGUCAGCACGGCGAAGCUGCCAAAACCGAGGUGCACGGAAGCAUUGCCUUCUAUUCCGCUUUCUUCAAGGAGAGGACCAAACUUUCCUGGGCACAAGUGCAGGAUGUCGCUCGAAAGUCCCUUCCCUGGCUACAGACUUCAUACCCUGAAUAUGUCGACGAAAUGCAAGGUGUUGCCGAUGGUGCUGGCCUCGAUCUCGAGUCAGUUGUCGCGCUGAAUGUCCGCACUGAGAUUGCCUUUGGCAUGCUGAGCGACGGCUGUACCGCUGUGGCCUGGAAGACGUCAGACGAGAGUUUCCUGGCGCAGAAUUGGGACUGGAACUUUGACCAAACGCCCAACAUCAUCUGUCUCUCCAUCGAGCAGCCCGGCAAGCCCAGGAUCCACAUGAUGAGCGAAGGCGGCAUUAUUGGCAAGAUCGGGAUGAACUCCGCAGGCGUCGGCGUCACGUUGAACGCCAUUCAAGCGCCUGGCGUAUCGUUUGACAAGCUUCCCUGCCAUCUUGCGCUGAGGACGGUACUCAAUAGCACAUCCAAGGAGGCGGCUGCAGACGCCCUUCGCAAAGCCGGAUUAGCUUCGGCAUGUCACAUCACCAUUGCCGAUGCGUCGACCGGGGGGGUUGGAUUCGAAUGCACGGCGCUUGACAUUGUGGAAUUGCCCAUGGACACGGAUGGCCCGUUGCGUGGCUCCUGUACUCACUCUAACCACCUGGUCAAGAAACACAAGGUAGACGGGGCAUUGUUCCUCAAUGACUCGCCCUUCAGGCUUGAUCGAAUUCAGCAGCUGAUGAGGGACGUCGGCAAACCGUCCGUGCAAAGCUUGAAGGAGAUCUUGAAGGACGAGAGAAACUAUCCCACCGCUAUCAACAGAGCUGUAGGUGAGAAGAGCACGAGCCAGACCUUGUUUUCCAUUGUCAUGGACUUGAAGCAAGGCUUUGCCGAUGUUAAAAUGGGCCGACCAACGGAGGAUGGGGAAGUGUUCCAACUGAGACCAUAA